UUUUCAACAGAGCAUCAAUUUGUAUGACCUCUCAACCAGAGGGUCAUAUGAAAGUAUACCUCCGCAUAAAACCAUUUGGCAAACAGGAAGACAGCAGUCAGGUGCCUAACUUAGGUUUUUUUCAAGAAUUAAAUUGUGUUCCCUAUGAUACAAUUUUGCAGUAUUUACCUAGUUUGUUUAGGGGUUUAUUCAAAGGUUUUAAGUAAUUUAAGUUGGACAAACCUUUUAAAUUGAUAUUAAUACAUUUUUUACCUUUAGAAUAUAUUUUUACUCUAAUUGAUAUAAAUUAAUUUGAUUAUAUUGAAUUGCAUUAAUAAAUAAAUGAAAUUUUGAAUUAAAAUAUACAUAUUACUUACUUUUUGUUUCAUUUUAAAUUUUAAUAUUUCUUCAUUAUAAAGCAAAUAUUGAAUUAUUUUAUUUUUUUUUAGAAAUGUUUUGUGGUGACAACAGAAGAAAAUACAAUAGAGGCAACUGCACCUGUGUUAAGUCACACCUACAAAAACAUGAAAAGAGGUUUAGCAAAGUCUUCUCACAAAUUUACAUUUUCAAAAAUUUUUGGGGAGGAUACAACCCAGGCUAAAUUUUUUAAUGAAACCAUGUUAAGCAUGACAAAAGAUUUCAUCAGUGGUCAGAACUCGCUAGUCUUCACAUAUGGAGUUACAUCUUCCGGCAAGACAUAUACCAUUCAAGGUUAGAUUUUUAUAUUUUGAUAAAUUGCUUAUAAUUUUUAUUUCUUUUCAGAAAUUUGACUGAUCAUUCAUUUUUUAUCACACUUGAAAGCAAAUAUUAGCUGUAGUUUAAUGAAUCUAAGCUGUAGUUUAAUGAAUCUAAGCUGUAGUUUAAUGAAUCUACAUUACAAUUUUAUAAAACUCUUUGAAUCUGCUUUUUAAACUAAAUUGUUUUUGUUGUUGUUUUUUUUUUUACCAAGGAAUGCCACAGGAUGCUGGUAUUCUACCUCGAUGCCUUGAUGUUAUCUUCAAUUCUAUUAGUGGUAAGCAGACAUUGACACUCGCUUUUAAGCCUUUGAUGUUUACUGAUGUCUCCCGGCUAACACCCGAAGAAAUAAUGGCUGAGAAAAAGGUGAAAGCUAGAACCAUGAGGAUGAGUGUUGAUGAUGUAAGUAAUUUUUUUAUAACAGGUUGUAGCUUCCUCUUCAAUUAGUGUCAACAAAUUUCACAAACUUAAUAAUAUAUUUCUGAACUUUAAACUUUAAAAAUUAUGCUUUUACUAUUCUAAUUUAUACCCCUUUUAAGUAAUAAUUAUAAGUAAUUUCUCAUUUUCAGGAUACAACUGUGAUGACUCUUCUGGGGGAUGAAAUGGAGUCAGUCUUAUCUGAUUCUGCCUCUUCUAGUAAGUGAGAAAGCUAUCCCAGAUUUGACUAGAAUUCUGAUUGUAUAUACACUUUUAUCUUAUCAUUGGUUUUGUCCAAGUAAAUGGGACUAUGCUCCGGCUCAUAUGUUUUUCUUCUUUAUUUCUUCACCUUGAUUUUACUUAAGUCUAUGGCUUUUCUUCCCAACCAGUACAUCCUUCUGUAUAUCCUUCCACUCACAGAUGUUUAAUUUCACAUUCAAUGUGUCAGAAAGUUACUAAUGGAGAUUCUGUCAUUCGGGCUGGAUUCAAUCUUAAUGUGUCCAGGCACUUCAUACAUUUGUAGGGUUGAUCUGGGACCUUAAAUUUAUCAGAGGAUCAUUUUGUCCUGGCUCAGGUCUGUUUGUCGACUAGUUUCACAGGACUACAAGUUACUAGAACUUCCAUUGAUUCAGUUUGAUCCUUUUUUUUUUUGCUGUGUAUGCAAUGAAACCUGUGAAUAGCAAACUUUUAAAAAAAGCUGACGCUGGCAAAUAUGCCAACACACCACCUCAAGGGUUUCUGAUGGACAAAACAUGAUUUUUCCAAAAUGGUGAGAGUAAACAGGUCUGGUUAUCUCAUUUAUUCUUAUUUUCAAUGUUCAUGUUUCUCCAUCUUUCAAAUUAUUGUGCAUGAUUAUCAUUCUGGCUAAAAAAAAGCACCAUCCCUGCAAAUAGCCCUACUUUUGGUUUGGUCCCAAGACUUUGGGCUAUUCACCGGUUUAACCGUAGAGAAAAUAAAUUCUGUAUAUGUCUCUUAUCAAUAUUUUUAAAACUUUAAAAAUAAUAAAUAAAUAUAAAGCAUUAAGUUAAAAUCUUAAUUAAGUUGUACCCUGUCACAUAAAAAUCUUUUCAAAACUAAAAAUUAACAAAAAUGUAUUUUUUCCAGGUACCAUUGGUUGUGCAGAGAAUUUGUUAAAAGAUGUGGAAAAUCGAGCUCGUGAGCAACUAAAAGUUGAAGUUGAGGAUCAAGGCAAAAUUCUAUUUUGUGUUUGGGUUAGCUUUGCAGAGAUUUACAAUGAACAGAUUUUUGAUCUGCUAGAACCUCUUCCCACCAAGAAAAAUUCAAGACGUCCAGCUUUAAGAAUAUGUGAUGACAGAAAUGGAAAUCCUUAUGUUAAAGGUAAUGGUAAUUGGUUCUUUAAAAAAAAAAAAGAGGCAUAGAAUGAUGAAAAUCUGUGUUGGAGAUUAGUUUUGUUUCUUUUUUUAUUAAAAAUGUAAUUUUAUAAUAAUCACAUCAUCUUUUCUUAAACUGUAUAUUCCCUAAUUGUCAAGCAUGCUCAUCAAAUCAUUGGUGUCUUUACAAUAAUAAUUAGAAAUUUAAAUAAAAAAAUGAUUAUCUGAACUCAUAAAUAUAUAUAUAUAUAUAUAUUUGCUCUAUAUAUGUGUUAUUUAACUCUCAAGGUACAUUGUCUUGACCAUUCGCUGGUCGAUGGAUUAUUAAUUGAUUUUUUAAUAACAUUUUUACAUACCAUAGUUAUUUUUAAUGGGCAAAUACAAAUUUUGGGAUUUUAAAAAAAAAAAUCAAUUUUAAGCGUAAAUUUAGAUUUUUAAUUAAAAAUAUUAGCCCCAGCAUCAUGGUUCUUUUUUGUUGAUGACGCUGUUUUCGUCAGCCAUAUUGCCAAUCCUGUAAAAGUUCGGCAAAGGGUGGUUGCACUCACUGUGAAAAAUUCGGUUCCGAAUUUAUCUUGCAACGUUGUUGAUUAUAUUUAAAGUCAAAACAUGAUACCAGUCCGAUAAAAACAAGAAGACAUGACUGCUGAUGAUUUUUUAUAUUUACAUCAGAUCGAAAGUUUGCUAUCAACGGUAAGAUUUUUUUCUUUGUUACGGCGGGUCAAAACGCACUCAACAUUUUGUGGAAUUAGGGGAAAAAACUACGUUUACAUUGAUAUACUGUAACAAUGGACAUAAUAAUUAUUGAAAUUAAGUAUUUAAGCUUAUUUGUAAACAUUUAUUAUUCCAGUAUAUCAACUGUAUAUUUUAUUAUUAUUUUUUUUUCAUAGGCAUAUAUGUUUGAAAUUUCAAACUUCCUUUGUUUACAUUGGAUACGCUUAGAAGAGGCAAUCACUUUUAGGUGUAUAUUUUAUGCUGAAUUUAAAACAGCUCUUAAUUUUGAAUUUUAUUCUUUUUAAUUGAAUAAUGUUUUUAGUUUUGUUCAGUAUUUUUUUUUUAAUUAUAAGACCUAAGCCUAUAUGUAAUGCUUAUAUUUGAUUAAAAUUUCAGAGUAUCAGAGUGGUGACAACCCAACAUCAUGACAAUGCUAUUCCUGUCAUAUGACCUGAGCUAACUACUGAAACCUGUUCAAAACAAGACAAGAUAAUGAGUACAUUCACCUUUAUAACUUUUCAAAUUCAAUUUUCAUCAAGGCUGGAGAUGGUUUGUAAAUGUACACAACAACUGCAGCUGCAAUGUUAUGGCAACUAAGCCAACAUGAUUUUAACACUGAACAUUCGAGAUGAUAAACACAAUUUCUAACAUUCAUUGGACUCAUAACCUACAAGCCCCACUUGUGUGAUCUGUUACUGGAUAUAAAGGAGUUUAUUCACUGGAUAAUGGAAGUCAUAAAUUGUUUUAGGCCACCAUAUAUACUUAUAACUAUAUAGUAAGUUUCUGUGAGAAAAAACAGAGUGCACUGCUGAUAAGGAGGUACAAAUAAAUUCAUCUGUACCUGAUGAAAAGCAAGGGCAUGCAAAUAUGUUCCUGGAUCAAGCAUAAUAAAUAAUCAAAAGAAGAAGGAGAGAGUAGUACAUACUCAUUUCAUAAAUGUAACACAAUAUUGGCAUGAAUAACACAACGGUAAAUGAACUAUUGGCCCUGGCAGAUUCAAUAUCUAAACACUAUAAAUGGUUUUGUUGUUAUAGUAAGCUAAGCUAAAUCUAACUACUGUGUCUAGUUGAUUGGACUGUGAUAAUCUUAGUGGAUAAAAGAUAUCUGCUUCGGAAUAAAUACAAAUAAUGUCAAUGUGAACAACAAUAGGAUUAGUAGAAGAAAACAACAGCGGCCAAGACUGGUAAGAGACUUAUUCUUUCAUUUUAAUUAAUUUUCAAGUGUUGGGCCUAUAGCAAUGUUUCCUCUAAGGUUUUUUGGUUCAUGUGCAAAAUCAUAUAGUUGUGUGCAAAGCUUUGCAGGAUCAAUUCUUUUGUGUGCAAAAUUUUACAGCACACAAACACACACUUACAUGGAAACUUGCUGCGCGGAUACUCAAAACUGCUGUGCAGCAUCUGUGAGAUAGUUGUUCUAUAGUCAUAUUUAUUUUAAUCUGAAGAAAACAAAAUGCUUAUCUUGAAUAAUUAAAAAGAUCUUAUAGCUUUAUUCUUCUUAGUUCCUUAGAGUUAAUCAGGCAGUGACAAACUUUGUUUGACAAUGCUCAUGUUUCUGCUGCAGCACUAUGAAUGAUUAUAACAUAACAAUGACAUGUUAGAACUGCAAUGGUUCCUUACAUCAAAGAUAUAAUGUGAACAGCUUUAUUAGGUUUAUAAAAUAGAGAUAAAAUUUUGUCCUGCCAUUGUUAUAUAAAUGAGUUUUCUGGAAAACGGUAGUGGUCAUAUUUCAUACCGAUAUGUUUAUUUGUACCCAACGUGGUACAUUUUUUAGAAAAAUAUGUAAAAAUUAUUCACCUCCACUUAUAUUAUUUUCUAAUAAUAAUUGAAUUUCUCUUAGGAAGUACUUACAUGGUUUUCUUUAACUUUUUUUAAAUUAAAAAAUUAAUUUAAAAAUUAACUAUUUUUUUAAAAAUAUGAAGUAUUAUGAAAAGUGGCAUAACUAAUACAAAUAAUGGUAAAAUUGCUUGAAAUUUGUAUAUGUGUUGUACAAAUGGAUGCCAUUGAUGAAUAUAAUAAAAAUUUGAACUUAAGACUUUACACUUAUUUUUUUGCUUAUAGUUAUACCUGUUUGUGGUAUGUUUACAUUUUUGUGAAAAUUUAGCAAACCUAAAAAUUUAAACUUUUGGCCAUAAAAAACAACCUAAUUAACUGUGAUCUUAUGAUGGGCAUAAAAAAAUAGACCAUUCAAUUCUGAAUCCAAUGAUAUAUAACAUGUUAUCACUGCUAUGUUAUUCUGAACAACCAGCCAGAUUGUAAUAAUUAAGCUUUUGUUAUUAAAACUCUACCUAAGAAAAAAUUUGUUAUUUUAUCUUAAAUUUACAAAACCUAUUAAUUUAUGAUUAUGAGUUACAUCUUGUAAUGCAUAAGCCUACUUAUUUUGUUUCAAAGAGGACAUUGAAUGAAAACAGAUUUAUAUCUCAAUAUUUAAAUGGCGAGGGUUUGAAAAGAAUUCUCAAAACAUCUAUUUUUUACAUUUUUCAGAAACCUAGUAACGGAUUAUAUUAAAUUAUCUCUUAUUGAUUCUCAUACUGUUAUCAUUUUUCAUACUGAACAUAUAUCUAUUCAGUCAACUAAAUAUUUUCGUAGUAACAUAUUAAUGAAGGAAAGUAUAAUUUUUUUUCUUUUUGUAUAAUACAGUAUUGUACUAACACUGAAGCAAUAAUUUUGGCAAAAGCUCAAUAUUAUUACUUUCAGCUGAAGAAAUAAUUUAAUUUGAAUUUAUGAACUUAUCAAAUUAAUCAAAAAGUAAUUUAAAAUCCCAUUAAAAUUUUAAUUUAUUCACAUAGGCUUAAAAGAAAUUCAUGUGGACUCUGCUGAUGAAGCUUACAGAUUAUUGACAAUUGGUCAACGCAAUUUACAGACAGCAUGCACACGACUUAAUCAUUGCUCUUCAAGAAGGUGAGUUUGUGCAUGAAAAUUUAAUUUAUUUUCAAGCCAUUUUUGUUUGAAUAAUUUUCAAGCUUAAUUCUAUUAUCUUAUUUGACUUGACUUCAUCUUUUUAUACAGGUACGUCAGAUUAAAUAUUUUCUGUGUACUUACUAUUGAUAGGGGCUAAUGUUGAUGUAAUCAGGUUUGAACAGUUCCUUUUUAAAUUGAUUUUAAAUAUUAUCAAGAACUGUUGAGGGGGUUCUUUGAUAAACACUUUUUGGUAAUUGCAACCAAUUUCAAGCUAUUCGUUUGUGUCAUAAAUGUUUCAUAUAUUUUAUCUUUCUCCUAGUCACUGCAUUUUCAACAUAAAAAUUGUGCGUAUAGUAGAUGAUGUUGCAAGAGUGAGCAUGUAAGUAGGGUUUUCUUAUUAUUUCACUUUUGUGUAAAUUUUAAAUAUAUCUUUUUAUUUAGUGAUAUAAAUUUUCCCCCCUCAGUUUCUGUAUUUAGCCUUCCAUGUCAUUUAUCAAUGGUUUCCAAAGCUCAUAUUCUAUACACUCCAUAAAUAUAUUAUAUAAAGAAUGUGAGAGCAAGUAUGUUUUUUGAUAUAUAUAUAUAUAUAUAUAUAUACAGGCUGUCCUUAUGUGAUCUUGCUGGGUCUGAGAGGUAUUCCAAAACUCAAGCUACAGGUGACCGCUUGAAAGAAGCUGGUAACAUCAAUGCCUCACUAAUGACAUUGGGACGAUGUAUUGAAACUUUGCGUCAUAAUCAGUUGCACAAGUAAUUUCUUUUAAUGUUGUUGAUGCCUAUUUGAUCUGUUUUAAAACUAAUAAGAUUAUGUCAUUUUCUUGGAUUAAAUUGUUAGUCAUAAAGAAUGGUGUGAUUAAGCGCAGAAGAAAUGAAAAAAUAACUCUUCAAGCCCCUGGAUUGUUUGAUAUACAUGUUUCAGAAGGUUUGCAAUAAAAAAUCAUUCUGUGCAUUUUAUUUACUUUAAAAUAUGUAAUUUUAAAAAAAAAUCAAUAUAUUUCCUAAGGUGUUUCAGCUGCUUUUGCAGACCUGUUUACUUGUACGGUUUUGGCAUGCAAUGUAGGAUUUUGAGAUUGUUAACCAAGACCUGUCAGGACUAUGAUUUUAAGGGUCCGGUGUGAAAUAUAUACAUUCUGGGAGUUCUUCCGCUUUGAAAAAAACAACAAACCAACAAUAAUUAAAAAGAACAUUUUCCAUUGUUAGUUCUAAUUUGCAUUCUACGUCUAGUGGUGAAUGGAUCGAGAAAUACGAUUGGUUGUGGACCAUCUGUAAUUAUUUUAUGGGCGCCUAUGCCAAAUUCAGAUUUCAGCAGGCCCUCUGUGUUAAAUUCUUACAAGUACACUUUGAAAUAGCGAAUACAUAAACCCAGACUUGUUUACUCUUACGAUUUUGGCGUACAUUGUAUGUUUUUGAAGUGUAUACACCACAUAUGCUGCCUGUUAUUUUUCUAUAAAGAGAAUAUAGUGAACGAUUAUGUGAUGAUAUUGUACGAUUUUAAGAGUUUGAGGGUAAACAGGUCUGUAAACCAAACAAAAUAAAUGGAUGGGUAAAAAUAAAUAUAAAUGUGCGUCAUCUAGUAACUGCAACUCAGGUGAGUUACUGUUUGCACAACUGCUAGAUGUUACAUUGGAAAUAAAAUGAAAAACAUUUUGUAAUAUUUUGCAACGUCCCUGUGAGCUAGCAGCAGCAACCUCAAAUAGAAAAAGAGGAGGAUUGUCGUCAAAAGCACACAUGCAACAAGGGGAGGGGUAAAAAAUUUGGCUUUUUUUAUGUACAUACCAUAUAGAUGACCCCUGGCAUAUGCUUGCUUCCGGACGGUAUGACGUAAGUUUGUGAUAAUUAUUUCUUAUGGUUGAACUGCGAUGAGUCCGGAGACAAAGAAAAUUAGAGAACGCAUUCUCAACUGUUCCGUGAAGCAACAUUAGAUCAAUAAAUUGAUCGUGAGCCCUUAAGAUAUAGAAGAAGAAGAUCUCAACAUAUUUUAUAGGAUCUAAGAGGGCCUUUGCAAUCUAUUUUUAGAAAGCAGAAAACGGCUGUACGAUUUUUAAUACCCCCUUUUCCUUUCACCCAUUUACAGUUUGUGGUAGUUAUAAAACUAAUAUUUUCUACCUUUGGAAGUUACUUUUUUUACGCCAGCUUAACUCGAUCUCACGAGACAAGUGAUGUGAUUAGUUAUUGUUUACAUCAUAUGACUGUAUGUUUAUUUACUUACUAUUAUUAAUGCUGUAUUUACGAUUUUGGGAUUAUUUUGUACGAUUUUAGGAGUUUGAAGGUAAACAGGUCUGCUUUUGAUGCAGAUUAUUUCUUGAAAAAUGCUUCUUUUCUUUCGAAUGAUUAAAUGGUAUAAUUUGGUUUGUCACUUAACACAGUAAAGUUACUAUCAAUUUCUUCUCUAUUUGAUAGAGAUCAGCAAAGGUUGGUUCCAUUCAGAGACAGUAAGCUGACUAGGCUGCUGCAAAAUUUCUUUAAUGGCUGUGGAAGAGCGUCCAUGAUAGUUAAUGUCAGCCAGUGUAUGUCGAUGUUUGAUGACACCCUUCAAGUUUUUAAAUUUUCUGCCAUUGCUAAACAAGUUAAA
Messenger RNA from Lymnaea stagnalis (great pond snail), 8636 nucleotides. NCBI's taxonomy places the organism in Eukaryota, Metazoa, Mollusca, Gastropoda, Lymnaeidae. The record is from the annotation of a GenBank genome assembly.